Molecule: messenger RNA, 1923 nt
Organism: Euleptes europaea (tarantolino)
Lineage: Eukaryota; Metazoa; Chordata; Lepidosauria; Squamata; Sphaerodactylidae
Gene: SS18
Product: SS18 subunit of BAF chromatin remodeling complex
Exons: 11
Coding region: 11-1261 (416 amino acids)
Biological process (GO): positive regulation of transcription by RNA polymerase II
Cellular component (GO): nucleus
Molecular function (GO): transcription coactivator activity
Source: RefSeq, a predicted model, not a curated record
GGGCCCCAAGAUGUCGGUGGCGUUCGCGGCCCCCAGGCAGCGGGGGAAAGGCGAGAUCACGCCGGCUGCCAUCCAGAAGAUGUUGGAUGAAAACAACCACCUUAUUCAGUGUAUAAUGGAUUACCAGAAUAAAGGAAAGACAUCAGAAUGUUCUCAGUAUCAGCAGUUGUUGCAUACAAACUUGGUCUAUCUAGCUACAAUAGCAGACUCCAAUCAAAAUAUGCAAUCAAUAUUGCCACCACCACCCACGCAGAAUAUGCCGAUGGGUCCCGGGGGGAUGAAUCAGAGUGGCCCUCCCCCACCUCCACGCUCUCACAAUAUGGGUUCAGAUGGGAUGGUAGGUGGGGGCCCUCCUGUGCCACACAUGCAGAACCAGAUGAACGGCCAGAUGCCUGGACCUAACCACAUGACUAUGCAGGGACCUGGACCAAACCAGCUCAACAUGACAAACAGUUCUAUGAACAUGCCUUCAAGCAGUCAUGGCUCCAUGGGAGGUUAUAACCAUUCAGUGCCAUCUUCUCAAAGCAUACCUGGACAAAAUCAGAUGACAAUGAGCCAAGGACAGCCUAUGGGAAAUUAUGGUCCCAGACCAAACAUAAGUAUGCAACCAAAUCAAGGCCCGAUGAUGCAUCCGCAGGCCCCCUCACAGCAAUACAACAUGCCGCAGGGAGGUGGACAACAUUAUCAAGGACAGCAGCCUCCCAUGGCCAUUAUGAGCCAAGUUAACCAAGGAAACCAUAUGAUGGGACAGAGGCAGAUUCCUCCAUACAGGCCACCCCAGCAAGGCCCACCACAGCAGUACUCAGGCCAGGAAGACUAUUAUGGGGACCAAUACAGUCAUGGUGGACAAGGUCCUCCAGAAGGCAUGAACCAGCAAUAUUACCCUGAUGGUCAUAGUGAUUACGGUUAUCAGCAACCGUCGUAUCCUGAACAAGGCUACGAUAGGCCUUAUGAGGAUUCCUCCCAACAUUACUACGAAGGAGGAAAUUCACAAUAUGCUCAACAGCAAGAUGCAUAUCAAGGACCACCUCAGCAGCAAGGAUAUCAACAGCAACAGUACCCAAGUCAGCAAGGUUAUCCUGGACAGCAGCAAGGUUAUGGUCCUUCACAAACUGGUCCCGGACCCCAGUAUUCCAGUUAUUCCCAAGGGCAAGGCCAGCAGUAUGGAGGGUAUAGGCCCACACAGCCUGGCCCCCCACAGCCGCCACAGCAGAGGCCUUAUGGAUAUGAUCAGGGACAGUAUGGCAACUACCAGCAAUGAAAAAUGUCAUGAGUACAAUAGCCAGUAUCUAUUAGCAGCUGUAUUGUCUCGUCAGCACUGUGGACAUCUUCUUGUGAAGAGAAUCUUCCUUUCCACCUAGUUUUGGAAACAAAAAUACUCUCCCACAUUGUUGAUAAAUGGCUGUUUUACAGUAUAUCGCCUGCUUGGGCUAGUUAUAAACAGAAGUUAUAGUCUUUCUGAAAAACAAAUUUCACAUCUCUACUCUAGAUGGCAAUAUUGGACAGAAAAUACAUUGACAAACAAUGUUUUGCAAUGAGCUUAGAACUGUAUAUCAAACUGUUACAUACUAAAAUGUUGUGAACAGCAUUGUACGUUUAUGAAGGUUAAGGGAAUUUAAUAUUUUUCCACAGAUUCUUUUGUAAGGGGGAAAUUUUUACAGCAACAAUAUUUUGUAUAUUAUGUUUUUCAUAUGGAAUAUGCAAGGCAGUACACUACGCACUGGGCAAAGUCAGAAACCCAUGUAGAUAGGAAGUACAGAUGGAGACAUGAUGAAUUCUUGAUCAUGUUGGUCUUAAAAUGUGCAAGGAGAGCUGGAAAAGGAUGUUGCUGAAUAUGCAUCCUUGGCAGACUCAGUAUGCAGAAUACAAAUCCCAGUUAUUUAAAUGACAAGGUGAUCAUGGGCAAUAUGACACAAUCUAUAA